Messenger RNA from Striga asiatica, 2300 nucleotides. NCBI's taxonomy places the organism in Eukaryota, Viridiplantae, Streptophyta, Magnoliopsida, Lamiales, Orobanchaceae. The record is from the annotation of a GenBank genome assembly.
CUCUCAAUUAAGUCAAAUCUGUUAAUUUAUCUUCAAUUCGCUAUCCACCAAACGGCUCAUUGCAAACCCUAAUCCUGAAACCAAUAAAUUGUUCACGUUGGCGGCACAUCCUGAAAUUCGCCGGCCGAUCGACUGACUCCGAUGUUGACACCUAUAAUUAAGCGUCUCAGCAAAGUAUGGGAACCAAAAACCUCCUCUUGUUUUACGCCCCGGCGCCGAGUAGAUGAUUUCUCCUCCGUCAACGUCGACGUCCUAAUUCGUUACCGCCGCGAGUUAGUCGCCAUUGGGCCGUCGGUGGUGGCAAUGACCAAACUACUGAACGCCGUCGUGAGGAAGAAGCACUACUCGGAUGCCCUCUUGUUGUUCGACGAAAAUGCGGCUUAGGAAUGUCCCCGUGGACGAGUACACCAUGAACAUCGCCAUCCGCUGCUAUUGCCUGCUGAGCCGGCCGGAGUUGGGGCUCGCCGUCUUGGGCAGCUUCUUCAAGCUGGGCCUGAAGCCGAGCCUGGUCACCUUCAACACUCUCCUCAGGGGACUCUUUUCCAACGAGGCCGAGGAGCUGCUGUCCAAUUCCCUGACUCUGAAAAUGUUUGAGCCCAACGAGGUCACGGCCAUCACUGUGGCCGAGGGGCUCUCCGGGACCCGAGCCGCAGCCUCCCUUGAUUUGCUCGAGAAAACGGGUGGUCUCAAGCCUAACGGUUUUGCUUAUUCUGCAGUGGUCGCCCGUCUGAUGAAAGAUGGAAUGGCCGACGAUGCCCUCCAAGUCCUGUUUAAAGUAACCGAAAAGGGGUUUCGGCAACUGCCGUCGUUAUGCUUCCAUGUUUCGAACGCUGUGUGAUGCCGGCCGGUGGAGAGACGUUAAAACCUUGAUCCGAAAAAUGGCGGAUCACAAUAUAUGUUUCGAUGGGACCUCGUGCAGCGUGUUGAUGGCUGCUUUCAGCCAGAAAGGAAUGGUGGAGGAGGCCGAGGGCGUAUUGGAAAUCAUGGCCCAGAUAAACGAUGCGUGUUUGCUGGACCAUAUGGAUAAGAUUUUGCCAUGUGAAAUAGAAGUUGGUGUGAUAAUAUCAGGAGCAUGCUUCGCCCAACCAUUGAUGGAAAUCACAGUGAUUGUAUUAAUACAAGGGGCGUUGAAGGAGGAGAUGCUUUCCAGCUGGAUAGGAACUAGCUCUGAUCCUAAAGAGGCGAAUAACUAUUUGAGUAGGAAAUCACACCUUUUGAACCACGUUGAGAUCGAUUUUGCACUAUGUGGUCGAAUGCCUGAUAGACGGUGGAUGAAUAACUCAGCUGGACUUGCUUUUACGCCGCAUGUCCCGCGAGUUGCUGAUGGAGAGGAUUCUGUUAAACUCUACAACAGGAGUAGAUCCAACACUCAACAACAUUUUCUGAACAUAUUCACUGAAUCGCCAUACACAGAGUUUAACAGAAUCCUGAGCGAUUUGGUGAGAGUGAAAGAUAUUUCUGUAGUUGUGAAGCUAGUGAAUGAAAUGUGUGUUGAUGGUAUUCCUGUGGACGAAUUCACUAUGACAAUAGCAAUCAAUUGCUAUUGCUUGAGUGGUAGGGUGCCGAAGGAGGAUCUUUUCAUGGUCGGGCAAGUCGGCAUGGCUCAGGAGCUGUAUAAGGGGAUACUGAAAACGAGGAUAUGCAAUCCUGAUGACAUAUUCGAGAAUUCUGGGCACAACCCCGACAUCUACACCUACAGUGCCCUCAUCAACGACUUUGUCCAGGAAGCUCGAAUAGAUGAGGCACACGAGGUGAUGGUCCAGAUGUUGGCCAAAGGGGUCCACCCGGACGUCGUCACGUACACAUCCAUUUUGCAGGGGUUGAGUGACGUUGGUCGAUGGAAGGAUGUGAGGGCUUUGUUGGCGAGCAUGAGGGAUAGGAAAGUGGAGGAGAGUUCGGGAAUCUUGAGGCCCAACACCAUCUUAUACAAUAUGAUGGUUGGUUCCCUUUGCUGUGCCCACGUUGAGGAGGCAAGCCGUAUGAUGAAGAAGAUGGAGACGGACGGUUGUGCGCCAGACGACGCAACUUAUAAUGUUGCGCUGCAAGGUUUGCUGCUCGAGGCAAGGAAUUGGGAUUCGUGCCCAAUGUUGCUACUUGUGAGGGGAGAAGGGUUUAGAGAGAAGAUUAAAGGGGAGGAGGAGAUUUGGAGAGACGCUAACACGGGCGGCCAGUUCUUGGAGUUUGAUGACGGCGAUGAUGAUGUCAUUGGUGGUCAUCAUGGGUUCUUGAAGGAGAUUAGCGAUGUGGAUCAGUUUCCAUUUAUAGAAGGUUUUGUGGAUAUCGUUGGAUUUGGAGAUUAA